Colletotrichum phormii is the source of this 1665-nucleotide messenger RNA. RefSeq lists its product as uncharacterized. NCBI's taxonomy places the organism in Eukaryota, Fungi, Ascomycota, Sordariomycetes, Glomerellales, Glomerellaceae. Bases 1 to 1665 code for a protein of 554 amino acids. The transcript has a single exon. The record is from RefSeq and is a predicted model, not a curated record.
AUGUCCUUAUCAUCAGGCUCGUGGCAUCACGAAUACACUAGCUCAGACGACGAUACAAGCUCUGUGGAGGCAGACUACUUUGAACAAAAAAAUCGCGUAGUCUUCCCACCUCUCAUGCCCACCGUGCAAGACCGUCACGUUUAUGAGCGCGAGAGGAAACAUAUUACAGACUCUAUCACGGACAAAGUCUCUCGACUCGAGAAUUCACGGAGCUCCGUCCCUAGCCUCAUCGAUUCUGAUGCAUCUUCGGUGGCGUCCAUGGCAUCUCUGGAUGACGGUAUACAGGAGUUAUGGGUACAGAUGAAGGAUCGUCGUCAGCAAGUGAACUCGCUGAAGCAAGACAUGGCCGGCCGGCGUAAGGUUCUUCGAGACCUGCGGCGCAGAAAGGAUGAAGCCGACAACAACUUCAUGAACAUGUUGCGCCCAAUCCUUGUCAAGGGUCGGCGUGGUCUACCCGGAACAUCCGACCAAAUGUUGGAGGCGCGAUUUGCCGAGAUGCAGGCACUUCGAACAGAGUACCACUCUAUCGAAUUUGACUAUGAGGAACACGAGGUCUCACUAGACGAAGAAGAGGAAGACCUCAACAACACUGAAACUCGCUUUUUCAGUCUCUUGGCCGCCGGUAGCAAGAGACAACCACGGCCAAGGAUGCGAGAUGAGGAUUCGGAGGACGACGAAUUUGAAGAGCAACCGGAUGUGCCAUAUGAACUCACCGGUAUCUCCCGCCACGGACCUUCCGACGAUGCCCAUCCGCUUUGGCAAGACCUUGUGUCUGCUAUCGGGGACUUGAAUAACGCCAAGGAAGAGUACGACGAUCUCCUGCUGUAUCACAGGCAAUACACGUACAGCAUGGACGUUAAGAAAUCGACUGGGAUGAAGCCUAGUGCGGAAGAAGUCGAAUUCAUGGACGAAUAUCCGGAAGAGGAGCGCGAGAAGCGUGAGGACGUCGACCGCCUGACAGAAGAGGUUACCAGGCUGAAGCGGGUUUGCGAAGAAAAUGGUGCAAUGAAGAAGCAUCCGUCCUUCGAAAUCGCACACGCCCUCGACCCCAACAUUGGCGAAGACAUGGCACUCGACAACACGCCCCCAAGAUCCGGAUCAAUGGCCCAUGGUCGGUUUUCCGAACUCUUGUCCCAUCCAGACCAUGUACUUCGUCCAGAGCCGGUGACUGCCAUUGAGGAGGUGAGGCGCGCUGCCAAGAUCUAUGCGGCGAACCCAGCUACGCUACCGCAGUUGCGGGCGUCUCAGAAGGAACUGGGCAUUUCUAGGCUGAUCAGCGAGUUCAAGGAAGAGGAUAAGUCUGAUUUUAUCACGCGGUGGCUCCUGCAGCAGCUGCGUACUUCGCCGAUUGCCGUUGAACUUCUUUAUUCCACGUUUGUACACACUCUUCGGCUAAGGAUUGGCAACGUGCACAAGUGGCAGCAAGACGUUCUGUACCACUGGUGGAGAGACGGUGCUGUCAAAUCGCCGGAGGAGUUUUUUGGCCCGCUUACGGGAAGUGGGAUGGUGUCACCAGGGCGCGAGGCUUCCCCUGAACACACAUCUCUGCCUCCAGAGCGCGAGGUGCGCAUAUCUGCACCAUCGAGAGCGGCGACGGAAGAUUGGUCGAACGGUAAUCGACGCAUAUACCCCGAGGAAGCGAGCCGAUCGACUGAAGUUUAUUGA